This is a messenger RNA of Zygosaccharomyces rouxii, 450 nucleotides long. It is a transcript of the gene RPL28, whose product is annotated as 60S ribosomal protein uL15. Gene Ontology annotation, molecular function: structural constituent of ribosome. The coding region runs from base 1 to 450 and encodes 149 amino acids. The record is from RefSeq and is a predicted model, not a curated record. NCBI's taxonomy places the organism in Eukaryota, Fungi, Ascomycota, Saccharomycetes, Saccharomycetales, Saccharomycetaceae. Gene Ontology annotation, cellular component: cytosolic large ribosomal subunit; ribosome. Gene Ontology annotation, biological process: translation. The transcript has 2 exons.
AUGCCUACCAGAUUCACUCAGACUAGAAAGCACAGAGGUCACAUCUCAGCCGGUCACGGUCGUGUCGGUAAGCACAGAAAGCACCCUGGUGGUAAGGGUAUGGCUGGUGGUCAACACCACCACAGAACCAACUUGGAUAAGUACCAUCCAGGUUACUUCGGUAAAGUUGGUAUGAGAUACUUCCGUAAGCAACCAAACCACUUCUGGAAGCCAGUUCUAAACUUGGACAAGUUGUGGACUUUGUUGUCUGACGAAAAGAGAGAACACUACUUGAAGGCUUCCUCUAAGUCUGCUGCUCCAGUUAUUGACACUUUGGCUGCUGGUUACGGUAAGGUCUUGGGUAAAGGUAGAAUCCCACAAGUUCCAGUGAUCGUCAAGGCUAGAUUUGUUUCCAAAUUGGCUGAAGAAAAGAUCAAGGCUGCUGGUGGUGUCAUUGAGUUGAUUGCUUAA